Molecule: messenger RNA, 504 nt
Organism: Lactuca sativa (garden lettuce)
Lineage: Eukaryota; Viridiplantae; Streptophyta; Magnoliopsida; Asterales; Asteraceae
Source: RefSeq, a predicted model, not a curated record
AUGCCUACCUCAAGCUUUAACAAGAAGCUACAUUACUUUAACAUGCCAGAUGAAUUGAAGUGGCCUAGUAAGGAGAGAAACCAACGGCUCCCAAGGGGUGCACCCAUGAGAACACCACCUAUCUCCGAGCAACCUCGGUUCAUGAAGCACAGCAACAGCUCCACAUCCACUGAGGUUGAUAUUAAGUCUAAACCAGCCAAACUAAAGGAGCCUAAUCCGGCUGGUAACCAUGGAUCCAAGGGUUCCUCUUCUAAGGUCCCUUCAGAAGGUGAAAACUCGGUUUCUAAGAACAAGAUGUGUGAUGAUCCAGAAAACGAGAAACCAAAAUUAUUGAUCACGCUUACUAGAGAAGAGAUUGAAGAAGAUUAUCUUGCAAUGACUGGAAAAAAGCUUCCAAGAAACAAAAUGAAGAGGGACAAAACUAUGAAGAAGGAUCUUGAUGUUAUAUUUCCUGGGGUUUCACUGGAGGGCCGGAAUGCUGAGAAUCUAGCUAAGAAGUAUUAG